UCUCUGUCCAGGCAAAUUCACAGUCUAUACCCAGAGACUAAGGUUCAUCUGACGGGACAUUGCUAAAGAUAUAGCCGAUGACUUCACCCGGCGGACAUCGGCUACGCGGUCGGCAGUGGAUUGCCUCGCGGCACCCAUUAUAAUCAUCGCCGGCACCCGUGCUCGCUGUGCCCCUCGCUGUACCCUCAUUCAUAUCGCUGCUUCCAUCAACAUGGCGACCCCCGGCCUUCUCUGGGUGACGAUGCACCCUCGUCCGUCUCUCCCCACCGCCCAAUUCCACGACUGGUACAACACCGAACACGGCCCGCUGCGUCUGCGGCUGCCAUUCUGUACCAAUGGCUUCCGGUAUCGGGCGACCGACGGAGAGGAGCCCGAGUGGGUGGCUCUGUACGACAUCACCGACAUGGUGGAGUUGACGCGCGAAACCUAUCUCGCCCUCCGCGGGGACGGCAUCAAAACCCCGCGCGAAAAGGCGACCAUGGCCCAGAUUGCCGUGGAUCGCCGCCUUUACGACACCGUUCUAGAGCAGAAGGCCGCCGACUAUAAAGCCCUCGAGGAUACCCCGGAUACCGAGGCGGCCGGCGCCGUCCUCAUCGCCGUCUCGAUCACCCUCUCGGACGCCACCCACGAGGACGACUUCACCCGCUGGUACGCGGAAGAACACAUUCCCAUGCUGUCCCGCGUGCCGGGCUGGCGCUCUUCCCGUCUUUUCGUGACGGCUGUCAUCGACCCCAACGCUCCGCGCGAAUACCUGGCCGUGCAUGAGUACCACGCUCAGAAUGGCCUCGGCGGGCCCGAACACAAGGCCGCCAUGGACACCCCCUGGCGGAAUCGUCUGAUGACCGAGGCCGUGAGCCAGGCCCGUCGUCGCGUCUACCAGUGGGCAUACACCUUUGGACCGGCCCCCCGCGAGCUCUCCUCCCUGGCCUCUCCGGAUGUCGUUGGUCCGUGGUCCUCGAUCGAUGGUCGCACCCGUACAUUCCCGUCGCCGACCCGCCCGGCCGUCGAGUCGUUUGUCACCACCCCGGAUGGUGUGGAUCUGCCGUACCGGCUCGAGGGCAGCACGGAUCCCCACAGCCCGGUGAUUGUGCUCAGUAACUCGAUUCUCGUGGACUACACUAUCUGGGAUGACUUUGUCGAGCAGUUCCUCGCCGACCCACGUAAUCAGCACUAUCGGAUCCUGCGCUACUGCACCCGUGGCCGGCUGCAGGAGUGUGGUGAACAGCCGGUCAAUAUUGACCUGCUGGCGUCGGAUAUUAUCGCCCUCUUGGAUGCCCUACGCAUUCCUAAGGCGACGUUGAUUGGAGUGAGCUUGGGUGGAGUGACGGUGCUCAAUACCUCGCUGCUGUAUCCGGAUCGGGUAACGCGGUUCAUCUCCUGCGACACCAACAGCUCCAGCCCGGAGUCGAACCGCAAGGCGUGGAACGACCGGGUCGCCAUGGCCGACAGCGAGGGAGCUGUUUCCGCCACCACCCAGCAGACCAUUGUCGGCGAGCAAUUGGCCGAGAUCACCGUGCGCCGGUGGUUCACCCCGCAGACGUAUGAAACGCAGCCUCAUCUGCCCGCCAAGGCUAAAGAGCUCGUGCGGACCAACAGUUUGGAGGGCUUCCGUCGGAGCGUGCAAGCCUUGUGUGCGUAUGAUGUGCGGGAGCGGAUGGCGCAGGCGCAGGUGCCGGGAUUGUUUGUGGCGGGGGACAGUGACGGUGUGUUGCCGAAGACGAUGCAGCAGAUGGCGGCGGAUCUGAAGGGGGAGGCGGAGUUGAAGUUGGUGCCGAAGGCAGGCCAUUUGCCCAUGUUGGAGAAUGCGAAGGGGUUUACUGCGGUUGUGAAUGAAUAUCUUCAAUAGGAUUCUGUAUAGAAAUGGAUUCUACUGGUCUGCUCGUGUCAUACCUCAUGCUUUGUCUCAUGCGUUGUCUCGUGUCUUGUGUCUCGGUGAUCGGUGGUACAGAGAGGGGAUGUGCGGGGUUGCCCCCACUGUCUCCUCCUCUUAUAUCUGUCUCUCGUCCUGCCUGUUUUUCUUUCACCCUUCUGUAUCAACUAUCAAACAUCUACAUAGGCAACCAACCACAAUGUCG
Messenger RNA from Aspergillus ibericus CBS 121593, 2075 nucleotides. RefSeq names its product putative alpha/beta hydrolase. The record is from RefSeq and is a predicted model, not a curated record. The coding region runs from base 212 to 1846 and encodes 544 amino acids. Lineage: Eukaryota; Fungi; Ascomycota; Eurotiomycetes; Eurotiales; Aspergillaceae. The transcript has a single exon.